This is a messenger RNA of Spea bombifrons (plains spadefoot toad), 1751 nucleotides long. RefSeq names its product A-kinase anchor protein 8-like. The transcript has 14 exons. The record is from RefSeq and is a predicted model, not a curated record. Gene Ontology annotation, molecular function: protein kinase A regulatory subunit binding; DNA binding. Lineage: Eukaryota; Metazoa; Chordata; Amphibia; Anura; Pelobatidae. The coding region runs from base 16 to 1425 and encodes 469 amino acids. Gene Ontology annotation, cellular component: nucleus; nuclear matrix.
CCGAUUGCUGUGGGGAUGGAUUCCUAUAGGGGUUUUGGAUCCACAGGAAGAGGGGGCGAUCCACAAGCGUCGUUUGUGGAGACGACAUUCCGAUGGCAAAGUUUAAACCUCCCCUCAGCGGUUUCUCAGGGCAACCUCUCCUGGGAACGUUCUAGAUUGAACCCCUCUAACUCUGCGGUCCCCAGAAUCAGCGAGAGCUUUGACGUGAUAGCAGCCGAGGCGGCUCGAGCCGCAGACAGACUUCCCUUCCACUCAGGUUUUGAAGUAUCCAACGGCUACGGAUCGAAUUCAGGAUUGAACAGGUGCCUCGGGUUCCCGUCAUGGCCGAGGAAUUCCGGCUGGGGUGUUGAUGUGAGGUCGCCCUCCGGCUUUCUGAGCUUGGAAAGCGGAUCCAGGAAACCCGGCUGGAGAGAGCGGGACAGGAACGGCUUCCCCCCGCACACAGAGGUCUGCGGUUUGGCCUCUGCAAACAAAUUCACAGGGUACAAGAAAAGCAAGAAAAAGAGAAAAUUCCAGAAAGAGGAGCCUACUGAUGAAGGAAACUCUCACCAUCAUUCAAGAGACACUGCAAAGAAAGUAGAUGGGAAGGACCAGGAUGCGCAGAAUGACAACGGAAAGAAAGAUGACAAAACUGUUGAUGACCUAAAACCACCAAAGAAGAAACCGAAGUCAUCAUGUGCAUCAAUGUUAAAUAACAAGGAUACGGCUGUAGAGGAAACGGAACGCACGGACGGCCCCAGCGGCAAUGCUUCCGGUAUAUACUUUUCGUGCAAACUGUGCCGCUUCCGCACUGAAGAUGAGGCGGAAGUCCAGAGGCAUUUCAAGAACGCUCAGCAUGUUGAGAUCAUGAGGAUUUUAUACGAGUCUCUACCCAGGAGGGAGGUGGACUUUAUAAAGGAAUUCAUGAGCAAUGAGCUCAAGCUGGUGUCCCGUGAACGACAGAAGAGGAAUCUAGAGCCCCAAAAGUAUGAUUUUAGAGGUAUCGGACAGGAACAUUAUCUCCAUCGCAUCGAAGCCGCUCACUGCAUUGCCUGUGAUGUCCUCAUUCCAGCUCUUCCUGAGCUCCUGGCGGACCACGUCAAAUCCCCGACCCAUGGGCGGAAUCGCAGGGCUAAGUUUGAAGAGACCCGAGAUAAAUGUGUCAUAGCAGCAAGGAUGUUAUUAAGAGAUAAAAAAGUCAAUCCAUUGCUGGAAAGGUACGCCAAGGGUGAUAAUCCCUUCCAAGAUAUGGAGGAGGAGUACAUGGCAACAUUGGAAGACCUUGUGCCUGAAGAAGAUGUGGUUUCAGAUUGUGAGACGGAGGGCAAGGAAGACCAUGGCCUGGCUGAAGACCAGGAACCAUCUAGGUCUGUGCACACAACAGCUGCUGAUGAUGAUGAUGAUGAUGAUGAUGAUGGUGAUGAUGCCACCACAGAAGCUCCAUGAACAACUGAAGCAAUGGAGCAAACCCAAAAACAACUGUGGUUCACCAAGCUAAAUGCUUGGGUCACUUCAUCAAGCCCUGGUUCCUGUGUGAUGGCACAAAACUUAAUUUACUGUUAUUUAAGGCAAGACUUGUGUCGCAACGACCCAGACCCAGGCUAUAGCCAGGUCUUCUGAAAUUGGCUAUGCUUUCAAUACGAGAGGUAAAGGUUUAUAAUGGCCCAGUUGGACUUGUCAUUAUGUAGGAUGAUGAUAAUGAGGGACAACCAGUUUGCCAUUGGCUAUGCGAAGCUGUGAUAUUGAGGCAAUAAACCAUACUUAAGAAGUCA